AUGGUUUCCAAUAAGCUAAUUGCGGCUGCGUUUGCAAACCUGGCCUUGUUAGCUUCUGUGAAUGCAGGCCCAUGUAAGCCCCAGAGCAUCGCGACCUCUGCCACUGACAUUGGCUCUACAAUUCUUGUGUCCGAUACUACCACUGCCCUUUCCACUGCCAUCGAGACCAGUACUGCGAUCAGUGAGACCGAGACGGCAACCGAGACAGAGACAACUACCACGUUGACUGAGGCUGGAACAACUACGAGCGCGUCCGUGAGCGAGGCGUCAACGACCAUCGUCAUCAGCGAGAGUACUACAGUCGUCAGUAGCAGCGACACUACACUAGUCACCAGCAGUGAGGCUACUACAUUACCCACCACCACCGAAGGCACAACGACCGUGGCCGAGAGCGCUACAACCACUACAACCGCCGAAGCAGAGCCAACAGAACUUCUCAUCAACGGCAACUUCGACCUCGGAACAGUAGACCCCUGGCUAUCGAGCAACGAUGCCAUUCAACUUGGCUCCUCCUCGCCCUACCAAGGACCAGUUUACGCACUCCUCCAGUUCGGAAUAUCUGAUGGUGCAUCUUACAACAACUACGUAUAUCAAAAGAUCGACAAGUCUCUUCUCAAAACAGGCGUCUAUCACUUCUCUGCUCAGGUCCGCGUUGAUUUUGCGACUAAUACCCAGUUUGGCGACGGGUGCAACGCAAUGAGCAUAGGCUGUUCCUAUGGGGACCCUAAUAACUUGGUUCGUGUCCAGGGAUCCACGGUAACAGUCGCCGCAGAUGAUGCUGCUGGUCAAUGGAGCCCUCUGGAUACUACUUGUUCACUUACGGAGGAUAAGCUGUCUCAGUAUGGGUAUGUUAGUGUUGCGAUUGGAUUUAGCUGCGCCAACGCUGAGGCCAACGUCGAUGCGGUGACAUUCGAGGAAGUUGUUUAG
Molecule: messenger RNA, 927 nt
Organism: Fusarium odoratissimum NRRL 54006
Lineage: Eukaryota; Fungi; Ascomycota; Sordariomycetes; Hypocreales; Nectriaceae
Exons: 1
Coding region: 1-927 (308 amino acids)
Source: RefSeq, a predicted model, not a curated record